AUGUGGUAUCUUAAUACAUUUGUAUUACUCGUCGUACUUGGGCCAUCUUUUCAAACGUCCACCCCCGCAGAUGAUCACUACGUAGCAGCUGUAGUCGAGUACAGAGUCAAUAGAAGUAGUGUAGAAACCAACAGAGAUAACUAUGUGGUCCUUAUACAGCAAGCCGCACAACAGAAUGCAGACGUGAUUGUAUUCCCGGAGAUGACACUUGGUGUUGGCUCAACUAAUGUCACAGUCCCUAUCCGUGGUCUACUGCAAGAGUAUCCCAUACCAGCACUGAGACCAGAUCUUUACGAUGAUUUACUUGUGGCGCUGUCGCAAGCGUCGCGACAAAACCAGAUUUACGUGGUGAUAAACAUUCGCGAGAAUAUGAACUGUAUACAACCGCUAGAAGGCGAGGAAUGUCCGGAGCAGAAACAGUAUUAUUUUAACACUAACGUUGUAUUUGACAGGAAUGGCGCAGUUAUAGACAGAUACCGAAAGAUUAACCUAUUUGGUGAAGCCAGCCACACACCUGCGUUGAAACCUGAUCUUGGAAUAUUCACAACCGACUUUGGCGUCACUUUCGGUCACUUCAUCUGCUUCGACUUGAUGUUUCAAAUUCCCUCCACUCAACUCGUCCAGAAGUAUAAUGUCACAGAUAUUAUCUUUCCUACAAUGUGGUUCUCGGAGAUGCCCUAUUUGACUGCCGUUACAAUUCAAGAAUCUUAUGCAUAUACAAUGGAUGUCAAUUUCUUGGCGGCUGGUGCCAAUAACGUUGGCGUUGGAAGUGCUGGCUCCGGGAUAUAUUCCGGCAAAGCGGGUGCGUUGGCAGCCAUCAUGCCAGGAUCACCUACGACGAAGCUGCUUGUAUCGAGAGUUCCGAAAAUACCAGGAAAAGUAACUGAAACUCCUUCCGGUCGAAUAACUGACAGCCCCGCGAACCUUGACAAUCUGAGAUUGAAACAAGAUCCUUCUAUCACCGCACACCUCACCAGACCUCUAGUAGAAGGAUUGCAGGAAUUUACCAUUGUGGAUAAAGAAGUCUCUUGCAGAUUCAGGGUUAAUCUUAGCAAUAGAAGCAAUACGAAAUACCAAUAUAGAGCGGCGGCAUUUAGCGGGGUAAGGACUCACAGUGGAUUUGCAAGUACUGGAUCUCGUAUCUGCGCCAUUUUAGCUUGCAACGGAGAUACUAAAGACACCUGUGCAAUAAGAUUCGAGACCUACACAGAAAACUCCACGGCUAUUUUCGAAGAGCUCACAAUUGUGGGCAGUAUGCCUACAUCGGUCAUCAUGCCAGAAUUCGGUGCUGACGAUUUUGUCGUCUUUCCUGUCUCCGAGACGGUCUCCAUCAUGCCUCUGGAAGUCCCGGACUUCACUUACUAUAAGAACGUUACAGGCAAUGUUACCGUUCACACUUUAUCCUUGGAUAACGUUUCAGCAGAAUUGUAUAUGUUUGGGCUAUGGGGGAGGCUGUUCACGACCGAUGGAGAAGACCCUCAUCCUUCUGUAGAUGAUCCUUCUUCUUCUAUAGUUCACAUAUUGAGUCGAAGUUUGUUAAUGUGUAUUCUAGCAAUGUUCGCAUUCAACCAGUAUUAG
Arctia plantaginis is the source of this 1578-nucleotide messenger RNA. NCBI's taxonomy places the organism in Eukaryota, Metazoa, Arthropoda, Insecta, Lepidoptera, Erebidae. The record is from the annotation of a GenBank genome assembly.